Molecule: messenger RNA, 2305 nt
Organism: Thermothelomyces thermophilus ATCC 42464
Lineage: Eukaryota; Fungi; Ascomycota; Sordariomycetes; Sordariales; Chaetomiaceae
Exons: 1
Coding region: 112-1989 (625 amino acids)
Biological process (GO): chitin catabolic process
Molecular function (GO): chitin binding
Source: RefSeq, a predicted model, not a curated record
CCCUCUCCGCAACAGUCUUGACGUCUUUCCCCCUCUUCCCGUCAUCGGCUUCAGAAAGGGAAACACACGCAGACACACACUCAUACGCUCAUACCCACACGCGCAGCAAGGAUGCGUACGACAACACUGAUAUUACACGCCCUGUCGCUCGUCGCCUCCGCCGAUGCGGGCCCUCUGAGGAACCAAUCAUGGCGACGGGCACAGGCACUCAGGAUACCAAGACAAGCAGAAUCCGGCUCCGAACGCGUGGCGAGUAAUUCAACAGAGAGCGCUUCUCCGUCGCUGCCGGCAACAAUAACGACUACUACCGACGCCGAGUGCUCCGACAUUCCUACCUUGUCAGCCACGUCAUCGCUGUCGUCGUUGUUGACAUCCAUUGUAUUCUCAGAAAGCUCCACCUUUGUCACUCCGAUGAUAACGGUGAAUCCAACUUCUUCCAGCUCAGAGCGUCCACUCUCAGGCGGCCUCGGGUCUUCAACGUCCAGUGGGACACUGCUCCACAGCGCUGUCGAACUUUCCCUCACGAGCACGACGACCGGGAGGCCUGUGGUGACCUCCUUCAGACAGGAUCCAGAUGCAUCGUCCACUUUGUCGUCGCUUACAGCGCCCGAGAGCUCUGAUUUGUUGUCAAGUAUCAGCGCUACCACUGGCACGCUCAUCUUGGGUACCGGGUCCGGCCAGGUUUCAUCGACUUCUGGCUUCUUCUUGAACUCAACGGCCACGGCGACUACCUUGGGCUCCGCCACGAUCACAGGGCUUCCCAGUUCUGCCGCUCUCUCUUCCAGCUCCUCCUCUACGGCCCCCGUCGUCACAGGGUCGCCCAACCCGGACAUCCCGACAGUAUUAGAGCCACCGCCGCCAGCGACUACCACUGUGUCGCCGGACGUGUACCAGCGCAAUAUCGAGGAGGCGCGUGGCUACAACAAAAUCUUUGCAACCCUGACGGAACAAACCGCCUGCAGUCAAGGUCAAGUCGCAUGUAUCGCCGGGGGGGUCGCCACCUGCGCCGAAGGUGGUACCUGGGAUAUUGCCCCCUGCCCGGAGUUGGGCACUGCCUGUCUUGCGAUGCCCAUGAACACAACCGAUGGCGCGGUUCUGGGCUGCACCGACGUUACCCUGGCCAAACAAGUUCUCGAAUCGAUUCCGGAUGCGCUGCUGCCGGGCUCGUCCUCCACCGUGUCGGCAACGGCCUCGACUACACUCUCAACCUCAACCGGUUCGUCAGCCGAUGCGUUGCCCACAGCUAGCUCGACCGGCCGUAGAACCCGCACAUCCAUCGUUACCGUCACCAGCGGCAUCGAGACCGUAACGGUGACUGUCGACCCCAGCACCACCGCCGAGUCGUCAGUGCCCAGUACCCUCUCCCUCUCUCAGUCGCCAUCCUCGGAGACCAGUACCACGUCCAGUUCCGACACAGCGGUCAUCCAACCCAUCACCCGCACCGCAGUCAUAGUAGUCGGUACCGAAACGGCAACCAUUACCUUCACGAUCGAUCCGAACAUCCACCCAACAGCAUUGCCACCUUCUCCCGACGAAUCGACCACCUCCCAGGGACCACCCUUUCACAAGAGUCCCCCCGGAAGCAACUUCACUGUUCCCUCUAUUGUCUUCACCACCGUGCCCCAUUCGACAACCACCAGCAGCACUACGACAUCGUUGUCAUCGUCGACGUCGACCCGCGAGUCGCUCGUUGUCAUCCCCAUUGAGAGUACGACCGCCACAACCACGACAAGUGCCACGUCGGUCGAAACGCCCACGGAAACUCCCACAGAGACAGAGAUGGAGCCUCCGGUGUCUACAACAACAACAACAAUGACCUCGACGCCCGGCUCGGCGAACGGCGCAGUCGAUGGUCCCGUCUCAGUGACAGUCACACAGCUCGUGACAGUGACGGAAAAGGAGAGGGUGACUACCACCGAUACUGCUACUGUUACUACGACGGUGAGGCUGGGGAGCGUGGUGGUUGUAGAUUCAAUUAUGACUAGAUAAGCCAUUGUGCGCUUGUUUUACGCUGAUGAUCUGCAAAGGCCUGGGCUCUUUUAACUGCAUUGCCCAGACAUAAGAAUGGGGGAAUCGAGUAUGGUAGGUAAUUCAUGUCCACGACUGCCCAUACACUCUCAGCUAUUCUGUGGUUCGGAUUUUUAUUAUUCAACUCGUCGUUAUGUCUCCUUUCUGGCAGCGUCUGAAUUAUGUGGCACUUGAGUCGCUGGGCGGCGAGAAUAUUUAAUUGUUUUGCGAAGUCUUAGCUGUACGGAUUACUCCUUGCAUUUAUAGAAUCAAUAAGCUGAAGUUGAUAGCAACCCAC